Messenger RNA from Rotaria sordida, 363 nucleotides. NCBI's taxonomy places the organism in Eukaryota, Metazoa, Rotifera, Eurotatoria, Philodinida, Philodinidae. The record is from the annotation of a GenBank genome assembly.
AUGAUUAAGCAAGGUGUUGAUCUUAUACAUGGACAUUUGAGUCACCAUGUACAAGAUGUUGAAAUUGUCGAACGUAGAGAUCGAACUUGUGGUUCAAUAUUAUAUGGUUGUGAUGAUUUUUUUGAUGAUUAUGCAAUCGAUCAACAGUACCGAAAUGAUCUUGGUGUGCUCUUUCAACUACAUAUUUCAGUAUCAUUUUUACCUUCAAAAGGCAACACAUCAAAAUUAAUUCAUCUUCAUUCACUUUCUACUUAUCCUACGAGAUGUUCUAAUUUUCAAGUUAAUCGAUUAACUUCGGAAGAUGUCGAUUGGACAUGGACUAUUGGUCAAAACAGCGAAAUAAUACUUGAUAUUUAUAAAUAA